GAAGUCAUGCACUUAACUGAACAUCUAAUGAACUCAGUUUUGAAGUAAGUCCACAGUACCAAUACAUAUACUCUCUCUCCUCCUCCUCUGUAUUGCCAACCCACACUUUCCCUGAUUUCCCUACUUCAGUACCUGCAACCCUCUCUCUUCGUACAAGACUGCAAAUUUUUAAUACCCAGAAAGACUUACACGGUCUUAACAGUAAUUUAGGUAGACAAACACUGCCCUAUCUUUUAAAAACCUUUCCAUUACUACCAAAAAAAAAAUAAAAUUGUUUCUUGCUUUCAAACAUCACUUUCAAAUAUGAACUAAACCAAUAACAUGUAAGUGUUCUCUACAAAAUCUUGUUGGAGGGUGAAUGGGGUGCAUGUUCUCUGGCUUAGCUGCAAAAUUUGCUUUCUUUCCUCCAUCUCCACCUACCUACCAGAUCAAGAAGAAAGAGAAUGGCAAGCUUACAGUCAUCUCAUCUUCUUCAAUGCCACUUCCUCUUGGUGAUGAUGAUUCAUUUGAUGUACUAUUGAUUGAUACAAAGAGAGGGAAUAAGAUUGUUGCUUUCUAUCUGAAAAAUCCAUAUGCAAGGCUUACUCUGCUCUAUUCCCAUGGCAAUGCUGCUGACCUUGGCCAGCUUUAUGACCUCUUUGUUCAGCUCAAGAUCAAUCUCAGGGUUAAUAUCAUGGGCUAUGAUUAUUCUGGUUAUGGAGCCUCUACUGGUAAGCCUAGCGAAUCUAACACAUAUACGGAUAUUGAGGCGGUUUAUCAGUGUCUUCAGACAGAGUAUGGAGUCGGUCAAGAAGACAUAAUUUUGUAUGGACAGUCAGUUGGUAGUGGUCCAACAUUGCACUUGGCAGCUAAGUUGCCUAGGCUGAGAGGUGUAGUUUUGCAUAGUGCUAUUCUUUCUGGUCUUCGUGUGCUUUGCCAUGUAAAGUUUACAUUUUGCUUUGACAUAUACAAGAAUAUAAACAAAAUUCAAAAGGUGAAGUGUCCUGUUCUAGUGAUACAUGGUACAGAGGAUGAUGUUGUGAACUGGUUACAUGGCAAUGGACUAUGGAAAUUGGCACGAGAACCGUAUGAGCCAUUAUGGAUUAAAGGAGGUGGGCAUUGUAACUUAGAAUUAUAUCCUGAUUAUAUCCGGCAUCUCUACAAGUUUGUUCAAGAAAUGGAAAAUAUAACCACAAAAAUUCGUCUCAAAAAGAUCCAGCAGAAUCUCAGGUUAAAACCAAGGUUUGGAAUUAUUAAUUCUAACAGGUGCUGUAGAUUUAAACUGUGGCGACCGAGGUGCCCUGAAUGUGUCAGACCUAGUUGCAUAAAAUGUUUGUGCACGUACAAAUGCCCUGAAUGCUGGAGAUUCAGGUGUGUUAAAUGUUGCUGCCAACCGAAGUGCCAAAAAUGUCGGAUGCCCAGUUGCUGCUGCGCUAUUAAAUGUUUACAUUGCUGGUGGUGUGGGAACAAGUAGUGGGAGGAUUAAACUGGAUGCCGUUUUGUAUAGAUUUUACUGAAUUUUCUAACACCCUCUCUAAUCUUUGUGCAUUUAGUGUACAAAACAAGAGGAAGUAGUAAUCCAAUUACCUUGUUAGAAAUAACAUAAUUGAAUGUUUCUCUAGAUGUUACAUUCUUUGAAUUGGUUUUAUUUCUUAUGGGAUGAAUUACUGUUUUAUCGAUGAAA
Molecule: messenger RNA, 1663 nt
Organism: Jatropha curcas
Lineage: Eukaryota; Viridiplantae; Streptophyta; Magnoliopsida; Malpighiales; Euphorbiaceae
Product: alpha/beta-Hydrolases superfamily protein
Source: RefSeq, a predicted model, not a curated record